AUGCCGGAAACCUCCGAGAACGAGGAAUGGAGCCAUAAGAGGGGCUUAACCGGGGGGGGGGGACUUUGGGUGUGUUGUGCAUGUGUUCCCUGCCCGGAAAUACCCCCCAGACUGAACGCUCUCCUUCUUUCUCUUUUCGGCCAUUCUCUCUCCACCCAUCCCCUUUUACAGCAGAUGACGGCCCGGCUGAUGCUGGCAGUGAGCGGCGCGGUCAUCGGAUCCUUGCAGUUUGGUUACAACACCGGCGUCAUCAACGCCCCCCAGAACGUGAUAGAAGAAUUUUACAAUGAAACGUGGUACAGCCGCUACGGGGAGUACAUCAGUCGUGGCACCCUCACCACGUUGUGGUCUCUCUCCGUCUCCAUCUUCUCUGUCGGAGGGAUGAUCGGAUCGUUUUCCGUUGGGCUCUUCGUCAACCGCUUUGGACGGCGAAACUCGAUGCUGAUGUCGAACAGCCUGGCUUUCCUGGCGUCCGUGCUCAUGGGCUUCUCGAAGAUGGCCAGCUCCUUUGAGAUGCUGAUCCUUGGCCGUUUUGUCAUCGGGGUGUAUUCCGGCCUCACCACGGGCUUUGUGCCGAUGUACGUGGGUGAAGUCUCGCCCACAGCCCUCCGUGGAGCUCUCGGGACCCUCCAUCAGCUCGGAAUCGUCAUAGGCAUCCUGGUAGCGCAGGUCUUCGGCAUGGACUUGAUCAUGGGUAGCGCGAACUUAUGGCCGCUCCUCCUGGGCUUCGUCUUCAUCUUCGCCUUGAUGCAGUGCAUCUUGCUCCCCUUCGCGCCGGAGAGCCCCCGCUUCCUCCUCAUCAACCGUAACGAGGAGAACAAAGCCAAAAGCGUUUUGAAGAAGCUCCGAGGGACGACGGACGUCAGCAGCGACCUCCAGGAGAUGAAGGAAGAGAGCCGGCAAAUGAUGCGGGAGAAAAAAGUGACAAUCCCGGAACUUUUCCGCUCGCCCAUGUACCGCCAGCCCAUCCUCAUCGCCGUCGUCCUCCAGCUGUCCCAGCAGCUUUCGGGCAUCAACGCGGUGUUCUAUUAUUCCACGAGCAUCUUUCAAAAAUCAGGAGUGCAACAGCCGGUCUACGCCACCAUCGGCUCAGGGGUGGUCAACACGGCCUUCACGGUGGUCUCGCUGUUCGUCGUGGAGCGUGCAGGCCGGAGGACGCUCCACCUCGUGGGCCUGGCAGGGAUGGCGGGCUGCGCCGUUCUCAUGACCAUCGCCUUGGCGCUUCUGGAUCAAAUGGCCUGGAUGUCUUACAUCAGCAUCAUCGCCAUCUUUGGCUUCGUGGCGUUCUUCGAGAUCGGCCCGGGCCCCAUCCCGUGGUUCAUCGUGGCCGAACUCUUCAGCCAGGGCCCCCGGCCGGCCGCCUUUGCUGUGGCUGGCCUCUCAAACUGGACUUCCAACUUCAUCGUGGGCAUGGGCUUCCAGUACAUCGAGGAGCUCUGCGGUGCCUACGUCUUCAUCAUCUUCAUGGUGCUGCUGAUCAUCUUCUUCAUCUUCACCUACUUUAAGGUGCCCGAGACGAAAGGCCGCACCUUCGAUGAGAUCGCCUCCGGCUUCCGCCAGGGGGGCGCCAGCCAAGGCGACAACAAGACACCGGACGAGUUUCACAGCUUGGGGGCGGACUCCCAAGUCUAAGAGCGAGAGAGACCUGCUUGCCUCUCCUUUGCUUCCCUUCUCUUCCCGCCUGUUCUCGAUGCUUGUAGCAGAAGCCAAGUCUCAAGGGGAAGUGAGCGCUCCCGGCGGCCGCGGCCGAGCCUGGGUUCCUCGGAGAGGGGGGGCGCAAACUGACACCUCCCUCGCUAAGAACGGUUAGCUGGUUUCACGUCCAGGAUUUCAAUGCCGACGCAAUGCGGAAGCAACGGCUCGUUCUCAGACCAAGACUCCUCUGUGUUUUGUUGGAGGGGAGGGGCGGGGGGUGGAUUGACGGCACUUCUUUCCUCUGCGACCCUUUUUGAAAGGCAAAUGAAAGCAGGAGCCCACCCUCCGCCAUUGCAAAACUGGAAAUUUAGUAUUUUGAAGUACAAAACCACACACACAGACACAAAAUCAAUGGUUUAUGAUUGUGAAAAAUCAGCUUUUUGGGGGCGGGGAAAUCAGCAUUUUUAAUGGCUAGGGAAUGGGGAGGGAUUCGACUUUGGUGCCAACUUUUACCAGCAUCCAGGCAUGAAGUGGCUGGACUUUUAUUUGACUUUUUAGAAAGUUUGUGGGCCCCGAAUUAGUCCUUUACCUCCAGCAUUCUCCAGUGUUCCAAAUUAUCUGUUGCAAAAACACAGUUUUACUCCAAGUAAACUCUCUCCCUUCCUGCCCCAGCGUUUUCUAGAGAGCCCAGCAAACAUCGAAUUGCUUGGCAGGAUGGGAGACAGGAUUGGGGAGUAAUGCAUUACAAGUAACUUACUUUCAUUAUGGAAUUACUUCCCUUUUUUAAUUGUUUACCAAUAUGGUGGCUUUCUAACGGUGACGUGUCCAGGAAGCUCCCAUGCAAUGCGACCUCCCACGCCUUCCAAAUGGAUUCAGAGAUAGACUGUCUCUGAAGCUGGAGGCUCCAUUGAACAAAUGCCUUCAUCCCCUGUUCACAACAACAUUCAAACGUGAAUUACAUGUUUGAAGGAUGCCUCGAGGGCAAGAAGGAAGCCCAGAUAACACGACCUAAGCCAUGCAUAUCAACUUUCUCCCCUGAGAAGGCCCUCCCCCAUUUUUCCCCCAAAAGACACAGUUCUAUUGUGCCUGAUCUUGUGGGGCCCCCAACUGGCAGUCUUUGCUUUUAAUACCAUCCUGGAUUCAGUGAACCAAAAAUCAAUCAAUCAAUCAAACAAAAAUACCAGUGAGAAUUGUUGCACACAUUUCCUGCUUACUGUUGUAUAGACUGGAAAAUAUUUAUAUUUUAUAUAUAUAUUGUAUUUUGUUUUUUGUUCCAACCGUGUUAAUAGUGUGGUUUCAGAUGGACAAGCAACUUACUGUAAAUAUUCUUGGAUUCUAUUCACACACUGUAUGAUAAACAGAACUAAUUUCUAUAACAACUGUAAUGCAAGACUUGUAUAGGAUUACAAAGACCUCUAACAUUUUUUUGUAGAGAUAAACUCACCUGCACUGUAGUUGUAUCUGUUGCACUGACAUUUUAGAUUUUCCUUGUUAUAGAACUUUAAACAAACAAACCCGGCUCCCUUGAAGAAAUGUAUUUUUUAGAAGCUCUUGA
Molecule: messenger RNA, 3190 nt
Organism: Pogona vitticeps (central bearded dragon)
Lineage: Eukaryota; Metazoa; Chordata; Lepidosauria; Squamata; Agamidae
Source: RefSeq, a predicted model, not a curated record